CUGCAGAAACUGAAGCGAUCACUCUCCUUCAAGACAAAAAGCUUGCGGAGUAAAAGUGCGGACAAUUUCUUCCAGAGGACUAAUAGUGAUGUAAAAUUGCAAGUAGACUUGAUGCCUGAGGUGAGCACAAGCACUGGGCAGCUCCCCAACUCAGAGAGCCAGGCGUCCUCACCCACCAGAGCCCAGCAGGUGUCAGAAAACAACAAGACUCACAUCUUCCAGGAGCACAUCUUCAAAAAACCCACCUUCUGUGAUGUCUGCAACCACAUGAUUGUUGGGACAAAUGCUAAGCACGGACUACGCUGUAAGGCUUGUAAGAUGAGCAUUCACCACAAGUGUGCAGACAGUAUCGGACAACAGCGUUGCAUGGGCAAGCUGCCGAAGGGAUUUCGACGGUACUACAGCUCACCACUACUCAUUCAUGAACAGUUUGGCUGCAUCAAAGAAGUGAUGCCUAUUGCCUGUGGAAAUAAGGUUGACCCUGUGUAUGAAACUCUCCGCUUUGGGACUUCUUUAGCCCAGAAAACCAAAAAGGGAAGUUCUGGAAGUGGGUCUGAUUCUCCCAACAGAAACUCUACAACUGACCUAGUAGAAGUUCCGGAGGAAGGAAAUAGCUCUGCAGGCACCCUUGACAUAAGCAGAAAACGCAGCAACAGCG
Messenger RNA from Acanthisitta chloris (rifleman), 658 nucleotides. It is a transcript of the gene STAC, whose product is annotated as SH3 and cysteine rich domain. Gene Ontology annotation, cellular component: extrinsic component of cytoplasmic side of plasma membrane. The record is from RefSeq and is a predicted model, not a curated record. NCBI's taxonomy places the organism in Eukaryota, Metazoa, Chordata, Aves, Passeriformes, Acanthisittidae. The transcript is spliced from 5 exons. The annotation marks the transcript as partial. Gene Ontology annotation, molecular function: transmembrane transporter binding. Gene Ontology annotation, biological process: skeletal muscle contraction; positive regulation of protein localization to plasma membrane; positive regulation of voltage-gated calcium channel activity.